Prunus avium (sweet cherry) is the source of this 1773-nucleotide messenger RNA. RefSeq names its product UDP-Glycosyltransferase superfamily protein. Lineage: Eukaryota; Viridiplantae; Streptophyta; Magnoliopsida; Rosales; Rosaceae. The record is from RefSeq and is a predicted model, not a curated record. Gene Ontology annotation, molecular function: UDP-glucosyltransferase activity.
UUAAAAUUGGUUUCUCUAUUCAUUCCCUCUCUUUUUUCUUUUCUUUUAUGUUGUUUUCAGUCACUGAAUCUCUUAUGAGUAAACUACAAAACUGUUUGCACAUUUCUAAAGCCACAACUAAGGAGUAGCCUAUCAACUUGUUUGCUCUUACAAUUCAACUCUGCCGGCCAUUUAUUUAACAAUAAAUUCAUAGUCAAUGAACAAAAUAUCAUGAAAAUUCAAUUUUUGGACCGUCAUAAAAUAAAUACAACUGCAAGAGCUUCUUCUACCUCCAUCCCUGUAAGUUUUCAUGGAGAAGGAGAAGAAGAAUGGAGUUCUUCAUGUGGUGGUGUUUCCAUGGCUGGCCAUGGGCCACCUCAUACCCUUCUUCCAUCUCUCCAAGCUCAUAGCUCAAAAGGGUCACUCUGUUUCUUUCAUCUCCACCCCAAGAAACAUUCUCAGACUUCCCAAAAUACCCUCACACCUCUCUUCUCUCAUCAACCUCGUUUCCCUCCCUUUGCCCCGGUUGGACAACCUCCCGAACGACGCCGAAUCGUCCACGGACGUGUCGUACAACAAGCAGCUAUUGCUGAAAAGGGCAUUCGAUUUGCUGGAAUUGCCGUUGACCGAUUUCCUCGAGUCCUCAAAGUCAAAGCCUGAUUGGGUUAUUUACGAUUAUGCCUCUCACUGGCUUCCCCCAGUCGCGGCAAGGUUCGACAUCUCACGCGCCUUCUUCAGCUGCUUCAGCGCCGCAUGUUUGGCGUACAUUGGUCCGCCGGCGCCGUUGAUCAACGGCCAGGAUUUCAGGACCAGUGUUGAGGAUUUCACCUUGGUUCCCGAGUGGGUCCCAUUCGAGUCUGAAAUGGCGUACCGGCUUCACGAGGUUGCUAAGUAUGUACAACGUUCAAGUGAGAACGAGUCCGUUACACCCGAUACGGUGCGUUUCGGGCUAACGACUAAUGAGAGUGAAGUUGUGUUUAUUAGAAGCUCGGAUGAGUUUGAGCCCGAGUGGAUCAAUUUGCUUAGAGAGCUUUACGGGAAGGGAAAACCAGUUGUUCCUGUUGGGUUUUUACCCCCACUAAUAGAUGACCAAGUGGAUGAAUUUGAUACAAAUUGGGUCGGUAUCAAAGAGUGGCUUGACAAGCAACGAGUCAACUCAGUGAUCUACAUUGCAGUCGGGACCGAGGCAACAUUGAGUCAAGAAGAACUCACUGAGUUGGCUCUCGGGUUGGAGCUAUCUGGAGUACCGUUCUUUUGGGUGUUGAGAAAUCCACCUGAGUCAACUCAGUCCGUGUUUGAGAUGUUACCACAUGGGUUUGUGGAACGAGUUGAGGGUCGUGGAGUGGUACAUUUGGGGUGGGCUCCGCAAGUGCGGAUACUGAGUCAUGACUCUGUGGGUGGAUUCUUGACCCACUGCGGUUGGAACUCGAUGAUUGAAGGGCUCGGGUUCGGGCGGGUUUUGAUCCUAUUCCCCAUGGUGAAUGAUCAAGGGCUUAAUGCUAGGUUAGGGAAUAAUAAGGGACUUGGGGUGGAGAUACCUAGAAUUGCACAGGACGGGUCAUUUACUCGUGACUCGGUGGCUAAGCUUGUAAGGUUGGCAAUGGUGGAGAACUCGGGUGAGUCAUUAAGAAUUAGGGCUAAGGAAAUGAAGGGGUUGUUUGGAGACAGAAAUAGGAACAAUCAAAUAGCGGAUGAAUUCAUAUGCUUUCUUGAGGAGAAUAGCCCACCAAGGUUGACAAUUUAGUUACCAUGGCAGUACUGUAAUUGCCUCCAAUAAUAUCUUUGUGUGGUUGA